AUGCGUCUUUUGCGGCGCAGCGAUACUGGAGAGUUCAGUCUUAGUCAGUUUCGCGAUGAGGCCAUCCCUCCCUAUGCGAUACUGUCGCAUACGUGGGGACCAGAUACCGAGGAGGUCACCUUUGAAGACCUGACAAAUGGCACUGGCAAGGAUAAGCCUAGCUACGAGAAAAUCCGGUUCUGCGGAGAGCGAGCUGCACUAGAUGACUUGGAAUACUUUUGGAUCGAUACCUGUUGCAUCAACAAGGCAAACAAGGCUGAACUGUCGCAGGCUAUCAACUCCAUGUUUCGUUGGUAUGGUAACGCGACUCGAUGCUACGUCUAUUUAUCAGAUAUCUCGAGCUCUCCCCUUAGCAACACCGAAGAGCCCAAGAGCCCGUGGCCGUGGGAAUCGGAUUUCCGAAAAUGUAGAUGGUUCACCCGGGGUUGGACGCUCCAAGAGCUUCUUGCUCCGAGUUCGGUAGAGUUCUUCUCCCAAGAAGGCGAGCGACUUGGUGACCGAAAUUCCCUAAGGCGCCUGAUUCACGAGAUAACGGUUGUUCCUGAAUCAGCGCUUGAAGGAGCCCCCUUGUCUCAGUUCAGCGUUAAUGAGCGAUUGUCAUGGAUAGAACACCGGCAGACCAAGCUUGAGGAAGAUAGAGCGUACUCUUUACUUGGCAUUUUUGGGGUGUACGUAGCUGCUAUCUACGGCGAAGGGACGGCAAGCGCGUUCCAACGACUUCGAGAGGAGAUUGGGAAGCUGGAGCAAUGCAUGCAAGAUUUGCACCUCACCGAUCCUCGGGACGACAAGAAGCGCAUUGAGGACACCAAGGGUGGACUGCUGGAGGCCUCGUACCGCUGGAUCCUCGAAAAUUCCGACUUCCAACGAUGGCGUGACGACGAGCAGAGUCGACUCCUAUGGAUCAAAGGCGAUCCGGGCAAGGGCAAGACGAUGCUGCUCUGCGGCAUCAUUAACGAGCUAGAAAAGUCGAUAGCUAAGACGGAUCUUUUAUCCUACUUCUUCUGCCAGGCCACGGACUCACGAAUCAACAACGCUACAGCCGUGCUGCGAGGUCUGCUGUACCAGCUUGUCAACCAGCAGCCAUCGCUCAUCUCACACAUACGGAAGAAGUACGAUCACGCAGGCAAAGCCCUCUUUGAAGAUGCCAAUGCUUGGGUUGCCCUGUCAGACUUCUUUACGAACAUGAUACGAGACCCGGACCUAGAAUUGGCCUGCCUAGUUGUCGACGCUCUCGAUGAAUGCGUGGUGGACUUGCCAAAGCUCUUAGACUUAGUUAUUCAUACCUCAGCAUCAUCAGCCCGCGUCAAGUGGCUUGUGUCAAGUCGAAACGAGAUGCACAUUGAACAGAAGCUAAGAUGCGUAGACGCUAAGGCGAGGUUGAGUCUAGAGCUAAAGCAAAAUGCAGAGCAGGUGUCCCGCGCCAUCGACGUGUACAUUGUCGACAAGCUAUCCCGCCUUGACUCGCUUGAAGACGACAGCCUGAGAGAUCGAGUGCGAGAUAUCCUACGCCGGAAAGCGAACGGGACGUUCCUUUGGGUCGCCCUCGUGGUCCAGGAGCUUGAGGGGCCGGAGAGCUGGGACCCUUUGCAGGUGGUAGAAGAAGCGCCACCAGGCUUACACCAGCUGUACGAUCGCAUGAUGAAUCUAAUCCAGCAGCUAAAGGAGAGAAACUCGGAGAUUUGCCGGCUCUUGCUUUCUACUGCCUGCGUCACAUACCGUCCGCUUUACCUAGCUGAAAUGGGCAGCUUGUGCGGACUAUCAGGCCAAGUUUCCGUACUCGCGAGGAACGUAAGAACAAUCGCGGCUAUGUGUGGUUCGUUUCUCACCGUUAGGGAUGAUCAGGUCUACCUCAUCCAUCAAUCAGCCAAGGACUACUUAAGCGACAAGAUGCGAGAUACAGUCUUCCCAUCUCAAGGCAGGAUUCACCAUAACAUGUUUUUUAGGUCGCUCAAGCUCAUGUCUAGUGCACUGAAACGUGACAUGUACGGCUUGAUUGCUCUAGGCUUUCCGAUCGAUAAGGUUCAAGUACCGGUCCACGAUCCGCUAGCGACGAUGCGAUACUCGUGCGUUCAUUGGGUUGACCACCUCUGUGACUGGAAUUCCAGCUCUGCAAACCACGGCAUUGACUCUCAAGGUAAAGACGCUAUCGAGAAUUUCAUAAGAAAGAAAUACCUUUACUGGGUCGAGGCUCUGAGCCUCUGUAGAAGCAUGUCGGAGGGUGUGCUUAUAAUGACGAAACUCGAGGGACUCAUCCAGAGGAGGUCAGACGGACUCGCAUUACUUGAGCUAGUCCGAGAUGCUCGCCGAUUUAUUAUGUAUCAUAAGCAGGCAAUACAGAUUAGCCCUCUCCAGACAUAUGCGUCUGCACUCGUAUUCAGUCCAGCUAGUAGCCUAAUAAGGCGUUAUUUCGAAACGGAAGAGCCAGGAUGGAUUACAAUAAAGCCAAAUAUAGGAGAUAAAUGGAGCGCCUGCUUACAGACACUUGAGAGCCAUAGCGACACUGUCUACUCGGUGGCCUUCUCACACGAAACGACCAUCCUCGCAUCAGCGUCGGCCGACAGUACAGUCAGAAUCUGGGAUACAAGCAGCGGCACCUGCCUGCAGACGCUCGACGGCCACAGCGACUGGGUCAACUCGGUAGCCUUCUCACACGACUCGGCCCGGGUCGCGUCGGCGUCGGCCGACAGUACAGUCAGAAUCUGGGAUGCAAGCAGCGGCGCCUGCCUGCAGACGCUCGACGGCCACAGCGACUGGGUCAACUCGGUAGCCUUCUCACACGACUCGGCCCGGGUCGCGUCGGCGUCGGCCGACAGUACAGUCAGAAUCUGGGAUGCAAGCAGCGGUAAGUGCCUGCAGACGCUUGAGGGCCACAGCGAUUCCGUCAACUCAACACUUAGGGGCCAUAUCCGCUCUGUCACUGCGGUCGCCUGGUCACCCGACUCAACCCGGCUCGCGUCGGCGUCGUUCGACACUACGACACUCGAGGGCCAUAGCGACACUGUCUACUCGGUGGCCUUCUCACACGACUCGACCAUGCUCGCAUCAGCAUCGGACGACAGUACAAUUAGAAUCUGGGACGCCAGCAGCGACGCGUGCGUGCGGACGCCCGAGAGUCAUAGCGGCAUUGUCACCCAGGUCACCUUCUCUCACGACUCGGCCCGGCUCGCGUCGGCGUCGUACGACAAGACAAUUAGGAUCUGGGACGCCAGCAGCGGCAAGUGUCUGCAGACGCUGGGGGGCCACAGCCAGCUCGUCUUCUCGGUCGCCUUCUCACACGACUCAACCCGGCUUGCAUCAGCGUCAGUUGACAGUACGGCGCGGAUCUGGGAUGCCAGCAGCGGCGCCUGCCUACAGACGCUUAAGGACCAUAGCGACUCCGUCCUCUCUGCGACCUUCUCACACGACUCGACCCGGCUCGCGUCGGCGUCGCUCGACAGGACAAUCAGGAUCUGGGAUACUAGCAGUGGCGCCUGCAUGCAGACGCUCGACGGCCACAGCGAUUCCGUCAACUCAGUAGCGUUCUCGCACGACUCGGCCCGGGUCGCGUCGGCGUCGUCCGACAAGACGGUUAAGAUCUGGGAUGCAAGCAGUGGCGAGUGCCUGCAGACGCUCGAGGGCCACAGCGAUUCCGUCGAUUCAGUAGCAUUCUCGCACGACUCGGCCCGGGUCGCGUCGGCAUCGACUGACAAGACGGUCAAGAUCUGGGACGCAAGCAGCGGUAAGUGCCUGCAGACGCUUAAUAUUGGCAAAGCGCUCCAUAAUAUAUCAUUCGACGCCACAGCCUCAUAUCUUCAUACUGCUAUUGGUACCGUUACCGUCGAUGCUCCAUCAGAUUCAAACAUAAUAUCGGACAAAAUAGAAAGUUCAGAUCCGCAAUACCAAGGUGUGGGUUUAAAUUCAAAUGGAGAUUGGAUAACAUAUAAUUCGAAGAAUCUUGUAUGGUUACCAUCUGAGCAUCGGCCAAGGUGUUCGGCCGUGUCAGAGAGGACGAUCGGCAUCGGCAUUGGAUCUGGAAAGGUAUGGGUAUGCAAAGUUGAGCUUGACGCAUCCUAA
Molecule: messenger RNA, 4053 nt
Organism: Paraphaeosphaeria sporulosa
Lineage: Eukaryota; Fungi; Ascomycota; Dothideomycetes; Pleosporales; Didymosphaeriaceae
Product: vegetative incompatibility protein HET-E-1
Exons: 4
Coding region: 1-4053 (1350 amino acids)
Biological process (GO): negative regulation of transcription by RNA polymerase II
Cellular component (GO): nucleus; transcription repressor complex
Molecular function (GO): protein binding
Source: RefSeq, a predicted model, not a curated record